UCCAACUCUAAACCCGCUCAGGAAUGAGCAACGCUCGCCGAGCAGCGGAUAUGCGCCCGGUCUCGACAACUAUUUUAAUCGUUCCUGCGGGCGCUAUGCAUGCAGCUCCGCGUUGAUAACGCAUGCUUAAGCGGCUCGUCAGUUCACGAAGCGAAACAUGUAACAGAAUCCUCGCUGGUCCCGGCUUGAGAGGCGGCAAUAGUGAAGAGCAAUCAAUCACCGGACGCCUCCACCGUUAUUCGGUGUGUGUACAGGACAGUGAGCGCUGCUGAGGCAAGAGAACCGCUGCUCUAAUGCUACCCUGAACACACCGACUCAGCGCUGCUAUUUUAACACGGUAUCGUGUUUUCGACCAAACAUCAAAUCAGGUUUUACAGCGGGACAAGAUGUUCCAAGUGUUGGUUUGUGGCGUUGUGGUGUUCCCCGGUCUCUUCUUCACUUUUAGAAAAGUGCUCCCGUCCAUUUUCAAGCAGUGGACAGACGCCGACGUCGUGCUGGUCAGCGAGAGGCUGGUGUCAUCCAUUCACGCUGUUAUGGCCACCACAGCUGGCAUCAUCGUGGUGUCCUCGUGCAAAGGCAAUGUGAUUAUGGACCGACACUGGCUGGCCACCUAUUUUGUCAUUUGGUAUGGCGUUCCCUACAUGUCAUAUGACAUCUUCGCCAUGUACCUCAGCCAUUACUAUCGCUUCCGGGUCAAAGGUCACAAGGACUAUAAAAGCCACUCUCUACGAACCGUCAACUCAUUUGUGAGGAAAGAGUUCCUGCUGGUCCUCCAUCACAUUGCACUACUCACCAUCCUACUGCCUGUGACUCUGUUCUUCAGGAAGGACCAGGGUGAUUACUUCAUUGGCUGUCUCUUCCUCACAGAGCUCAGUACUCCUUUUGUUUCACUGGGCAAAAUCCUCAUUCAGCUGGGGAUGCAGGACUGCUGGCUGCACAAGGUUAAUGGUGGCAUGGUGCUGCUGAGUUUCUUCAUGUGCCGCAUCGCACUCUUCCCCUACAUGUAUUGGGCCUACGGCUCCCACUACGGCAUCCCGCUCUACAGCGUUCCCUUCCAUCUCCCGCUCUCCGCCAGCCUGGGCAACCUCUGCAUCCUGGCACCACAGGUCUACUGGUUUGUCCUCCUCUGCCGUAAAGGCUUCCGACUCUACAAGCGGCAACGGGAUGCGCAAAACCAGGCCUCUCCGCUGUCCUCUCCCGAGCCGGUCUCAGAUAUCUCCAAGGCUGAUUAGUGAAGGUCUGACCUUAUCUAGACCAAACAAUCAACAGACAUCACAGCUGAGGGCUACGGCACUGCAUCUGCUACUGUUACAAUACAAUCAAGAUUUCAUAUUAGAAAUACCCUUAUUACUCCUCUUCUCUUAACUCCAUCCCAUGUGCACACUCACAAUCACCCACUCGCCCGUUAAAAUGGCACUUCACUGGAUUUACUGCAGUGACUUCUAAGGAGUAUCUUCUAGGUCAGUUAUUGAGGGCCGUAACCUUCUUUUCCUUCUCUGAUUGGAGGAUCUGUUACAGUUUGGACUGGUGUCUUUGAAUGUCAUUCAAUUAUUUGUUACUUUUUUUAUCUGUUAUUUUUGGUUUCGUUUUUUUCCCAUGUGAAAUGCUGACUUACAAAAAUGCACUGGUUUAAACUAUGGUAUUUAUUAUGCGAGUGGCACGGCCGUCAUGAUAAAUUCAUUGAAUUAAACCCACAGCAUUUCAGAUCACAUCCCACUUGGCUCCAAGUUCCCAUCACGUGGUAAGCAUUUCCAUGGCUGCAGUGCUGCUGUUCUUGUUUACAGCUCAUUAGAGUUCUGUGAAUGUGUUUGCACACACACUGCCCUGCUGUGACUGUUUACACUUCUCUACCACACACCAUCCUUUAUGCUCUGGAGGCUGCUAAUGAAUUCUGCUUCACUUCUUUGGGCCUUUUGAGCAUCUGAAGUCCUCCCAUCCACAUGGGGGCAGUAGAGAGUCGGUCCUUAUGUUUACAUGACAUAAACUGGACUGGAGUCUAUAGGGGGAUGAGGUCUUUGCAGGGUACAAAGAGCAAGCACAUAACGCUUGGCAUAUCUUUUAGGCCACAUAAUGCCUGAGGGCAUCUCCAGGCAGUAGUCAAAGCAAUAACAUGGGGAUUCAAGGCAAGGGAUUGUGGGUAGUAUGAGAGCCCAUGUGAACACAUGGGUAAAUAUAGAAAAGCUGCAUGACAGCGUACUCUGAAAGCAUGUAUAAAUGAUGUAAUAAUAACAUAUCAGGCAAUUUUACAUCUGAGAUUUUCAUGUGUAGAAAAGCCAUCAGAAGUCUUUAAAAUUCGUAAUUUCUGUAGUCAGUAUCAUUUCUGUUGCUCUUCGGCUGAAUAUUUUUUGGCUAGACACCACUUUUUAUGAUUGCUGUCUACUGAAUAAUUUCUAGAAAACUGUAUCCAGAAAAGUCACUUUGAAAGAUUUGGGAACCCUGCUAAUUGUGUUUUUGAGUGUGAAGGGUGAAAUGCUCUAGAUAUGGGGCUUACAUUUUUAUCUUCAUAUUAACUGAGCCUACAGUUUGAGUUGUAAAUAAAUUCAGUUUAAUUCUACAUUGAUGAACAUUGCAGUAUCAAAGGGUGAUUUGCUGUUGCCUAGGGUCAUUUUAGAGAUAAUCUGUUGCUUAUAAGAGCUUGUGUAAGUGUAGGUUUAGCAAGGAACUCAGAAGCCUUUGUUUAAGGGCUUUUAACACAACCUGCAGCAUCUUUCAUAAUAGAUUUAGUGAAUGCUGGAUGCCGUAUGAAUGCAUCUGUAUGAUGUAUGAGUUUGUUUUUUAGCAGUGACUUCUAGAUUCCAUUAAAUGCUUUCAGAAGGGCAGAACUGUGUGAUUAAAAUGUUGCCCAGUACAUACCCAUGCACUCUUAUUUAGUGUUUCCAAGACAAACUGGACCUAUAGGUUGCCUUUAGCCAAGUGUGUGUGUGAGAGAGAGAGAGACAGACAGAGAGAAGACUUGUAUAAGAGUGUGUAUAAGCUCCCAGCUCACUCUAGGAGGUUGAACGGGGUCUUUGCUGGACUGAAAGAGAGAGGAUGUGUUUUGCUUUCCCUUUCUAUAGCUUUAGUACUUUUCAAAACUAAAUAUGCAGUCUUUCAAGCUGCUGCUUCUUGUCUAUGGCAACUCUAUGCUUUCCUUAGUUUUGCUGAUGCAUUUGGCUGAGUUGGCCAAAAUAAUCAUGAUGCAUGUUUUUUUUUAUUUUUUUUUUGUCUAUUGUGUUGAUGCGUUUGUUUACUGAUGUCUGUUACAGUACAUUUUUCCAUAACCAACAUUCUUUUCUUUUGUUUCUCUCAUUUUUCACUCUUAUGAUUUAGAGGUUAGGUUGCUUAUCAUGAGGCAUAUCCAUAAUCUAAUAAAUACACUGUAUGGCCAAAAGCAUGUAGACACCCAAAAGCAUCUAAAAUCAAAUAUAUGGGCAUUAUCAAGGGGUUUCUCAUUCUUUUGCCACUAUAACAUCUACAUUUUUCCCACUGUCGCACAAAGUUGGAUUCUGUUAAAUGUGACUUGAAUUAAGGGUCCUAGCAUUAAUAUUAUAAAUUCACAAACUUUUGGCCAUGUAGUGUAAAUGUAUGAACGGGUUUAUAUCCAGAAAUAUCAUAAAUCAAUACAUUUCGGCUUAUUUAUGCCA
Carassius carassius (crucian carp) is the source of this 3623-nucleotide messenger RNA. RefSeq names its product TLC domain containing 3A (gene tlcd3a). Gene Ontology annotation, cellular component: membrane; endoplasmic reticulum. NCBI's taxonomy places the organism in Eukaryota, Metazoa, Chordata, Actinopteri, Cypriniformes, Cyprinidae. The record is from RefSeq and is a predicted model, not a curated record. The transcript is spliced from 5 exons. Gene Ontology annotation, biological process: lipid homeostasis. The coding region runs from base 387 to 1232 and encodes 281 amino acids.